Messenger RNA from Cyphomyrmex costatus, 2927 nucleotides. Its product is annotated as MATH and LRR domain-containing protein PFE0570w. The record is from RefSeq and is a predicted model, not a curated record. The transcript has 4 exons. Lineage: Eukaryota; Metazoa; Arthropoda; Insecta; Hymenoptera; Formicidae. Bases 1 to 2856 code for a protein of 951 amino acids.
AUGUCGGAAAAUAGCGAGCACUCGCCCGACGACACCGAAACGGAGACAAAGGCGAUGGAAGAUCUUCCUAACGAUUCAUCCAAGAGCGAAGCGAAGUUGAUGAAUCAGGCAGACGCGGCUCUACUUGAAGACGAGGAAAUGCCGACGUACAUCAGUGUGUCUAGUAUUACAAGACCAGAUGACUCGGACAUUGUUAACAUGAAGCAGUCUGAAAAUGAGUCUCGAGAGAUUGAAGGGGAUCGUAGCCAGAGUCCUUAUAACAGCGAUGAUCAAGCAGCGAGUAGUGUGUAUGUUUUAUCAUCUGGAGAAGAAACUGAUCAACAUCCUUACAACGAUGAAGAUGAUGAAGAUGAAUAUGGAGAUAGUGACGAAAUGGAAAAUUUAGAGCUCGAUAAUGAUUAUGAUACGGAUCAUCCAAGUAACAUGAAACAUUUAAUGGAUGACGAGGAUGACGAGGAUGAAGAUGACGAAAAUGAAGAAGAUGAUGAAGACAGCCCUAGACAAAUGCAUAAUGAUGAUGAUAAUUAUGAGACAGAUUAUUAUGAUGGAAGAUCAGAUGAUUUUAUCUUAAACAGGAGAUUGAAAAAUCGUGAUAAAGAAAAGAGUCUGUCUCUUCAAGAUUUAAAAGUAUACAGGAAUAAUGUGAACGAUGGAUAUUUUAAAAGAAGAUACACACAAGACUUAAGGCCAAAUUAUUCAAACAUUCCAGAACAAGCUAUUAUGUAUUCUAUGAUUCAGAGAAAGCAACCAGUACUAGGAAAAUAUCAUUAUAUACAAAGCAAAGUUAAAAGCUACAUCAAAGAUAUAAAAGAACAAAAUAGACGUUCCGUGGAAAAAUACAAUGUUGUAAAACAUCAGGAAGAUAUAGCCCAUAAUAAAAGUAACAGCGAACAUAAAAUCAAUGAUACAGAAAAAACAAUGCCUACAGUGAUUAACAAGACAAUAAAAGAUUAUGCUGAAAGAACAAUCAAGGAAUUAGAAAUCGCAGAAACGUGCGAGAAUAAUAUGGAUAAAGUGGCCUAUAAUGCUAUUUCUAUGCCAAUAUUGAAUGGACAAGAUAAUAAAAACUGUUUAGAGUCAAUACAUGAAGAAUCCAUACAAACUGAAGUUCAAAUAGAUAUACCAUUUGAGUCAAUACAGGAUGAAAGAGAUGUUGCAAAUACGGAUAGUAAAAUGCAAAAACAGAAUGGAACGAUUGAAGAUAAAUCAUUAAAGUUCAAUUAUUCUGUUAAAGAAAUUUCAAAUUUUCCACCUCUUGCUCAAAAUGGUCAUCAAGAAGAAGAAGAAGAAGAAGAAGUACCAACGGUAUUUUAUAAUUUGCAAACCUUAAGUUAUGAGGAGUACAUGCAUGGCAUUUCUAAUUCUAGCCAAAAAACUGAUUUAAAUAAAAACGCCCAUGUUGAGCAAGAGCAUAUUCAACCUGAGGUAUGUAAUAAUUCAGAUCUAAUGGAAGUAUCCACGGAUGAAGAAGAUGCUUGUUCUUUAAGGAUUGAGAAUAUAAAAAGCAUUAAGACAAUGUCAGAUCAAACAAAACAUAAUAAUGAACCAAUAACUUUUGAGAAAACAAAUGAAUUUAAAACUACUAUGGAGACUUCAGAAGUUACCAUAUUGAAAAAGAAAUUAACACAGAAGAGUGUAAAAUAUAACAGUCUGCUUGAUACAUAUCAAAAACAGCUUAUGGAAAAUUUGAAAAUGAAACAGGAGUUGGAUGAACUAAGAAAAACAUUAGCAAAAUAUGAAAAAGAAAACAAACCUCCGGAACAGAAGGUUGCAUCAGUUCAAACAGAAAAUUUUAUCGAUAAUGUUUCUAAUCAACCCCAAGAUCAAACUGAGCCUACACAUGUCAAACAAUCUAAAAAUAAAAUAUCAGGUAGUAGUGUUGCUUCAACGCUAAGCUCUAUAGAUCAGUGGAGUUCCAGUGCUUGUAAUUUAUCUGUAUCCAUUAAACCACCUGAAAUAACAAAAACAUUGCAGUCUGACGAUAGUAUAGUACUGACUGAUGGUACACCAAGAAAAACACGUUCACUGUCACGAGCAUUUAUUACUUCAUCCCGCAUCUUGCAAACUCUUUCAAGUAUUACACAGGGAAAAACAAAAUUAGAAAGUCCAGUGAUACAAAAUUCAAAAAAGAGAUUAAAUGAAAAUGUAUCAAUGGAUCUGCAAAAUGAUGAUGGUAGUUAUCAAUGUCUCCCUUCCAGUUCUAAGAAAAGAAAGAUUACAGACAUUCUUGAACCAUCUAAUUUUCUACAAUCUUUUAAAGCUUCCCCUGUAGAAUCGCAUCUAAAGUUAAGUGAAACGCCUUCAGGAUCUCAAUUAAAAAAUUCAUGUGAUUCGACAAAUAAGAAUGUAGAUUUACAAUCAAGUUUACCUAAUGCUAAUACAAGUCAAUUAGGAGCUGCUACAUCUAUAGAGAGCAAAACAGAAACCACUGGUGAUCCAGAGGAUAACGUAAAAUGUUUUGUAUAUCGCGAGGAUGAAAAUAGCAAAGAUCGCAGUUUUCUCAUUCUAGCAGAGGAGCCUGAAAAUGAUAAGGCCGUUAAUGAAAAAGGACGCAGGCGAGAAUGCGGUCCGUACUUACUUGGUAAUGUAGAAGUAAGAAUGUCUGAAAUGAAUGGAACAAUCAACAUUUGGGGUAAAGAGAUUAGUCAAGAAUCCACUGCUGAAACUGAAAAUGACGUAGAAGCAUCUACUACAAUAAAAGAUAAAAAUUAUCAUUGCUGGCAAAAGACACCAAGUACCAGAUUCAAUGGCAGUAAUUUACAAAAGCAUCUUGUUCUACAGAUAAAGCAGAUAAAUUGUCUAGUUCAAAUACGUGUGAAGACUGUGAUUUUUCAAAAUAUCGUAAAGAAUGGCUAAGAUAUAAACGAAUACAUCCCCAAGAAAAAUUACAUUCCUGCUGCACUCAUGAUAUAGACAUGUCAGAGAAG